Olea europaea var. sylvestris is the source of this 824-nucleotide messenger RNA. RefSeq names its product 60S ribosomal protein L24-like. Gene Ontology annotation, biological process: cytoplasmic translation. The record is from RefSeq and is a predicted model, not a curated record. The transcript has 5 exons. Gene Ontology annotation, cellular component: cytosolic large ribosomal subunit. Lineage: Eukaryota; Viridiplantae; Streptophyta; Magnoliopsida; Lamiales; Oleaceae. Gene Ontology annotation, molecular function: structural constituent of ribosome; mRNA binding. The coding region runs from base 107 to 598 and encodes 163 amino acids.
AUCACACACAUGCAGUGUAGCCUUUCAAUAUUUAUUGCUCACCAGGAAUUAGGGUUUCUGCAUUUCCAGGAGCAGACGAAGCGCGGCGAGCUCGGCUACUGUAACAAUGGUUCUCAAGACAGAGCUUUGUCGUUUCAGUGGUGCCAAGAUAUACCCAGGGAAGGGUAUCAGAUUUAUUCGCUCGGAUUCACAGGUCUUCCUCUUUGCCAACUCAAAAUGCAAGAGGUAUUUUCACAACCGCCUGAGGCCUGCAAAGCUUACAUGGACUGCUGUAUACAGGAAACAACAUAAGAAGGACAUUGCUGCUGAAACUGUGAAGAAGAGGCGCCGAACCACCAAGAAGCCCUACUCUAGAUCAAUUGUUGGUGCAACCUUGGAAGUCAUACAGAAGAAAAGAGCUGAAAAGCCAGAAGUCCGUGAUGCUGCACGUGAAGCUGCUUUACGUGAAAUAAAGGAGAGAAUAAAGAAGACCAAGGACGAGAAGAAGGCAAAGAAGGCUGAGUUGAUGUCCAAAUCACAGAAGGCCUCCAAGGGCAACGUGCCUAAGGGUGCUAUACCCAAGGGUCCUAAGCUUGGAGGCAGUGGUGGCAAGCGUUAAUUUCCUAAGUGUUUUAAAUGUUGUCGCUGCUUCAUUAUGAAUGAUAUUGUAAGACUGUCGAUGUUCAAUUCCAAUUUGGGCGUUGGCCUUUUAUAGUUUUGAGCGUUAGCUUGUAAGACUUAUUUGACAAGGAGUUUUUUUUGAGAGCAAUAUAGCAUACAAUAUUUAAUCUCCUACUGAAACCCGAAAGAAGAUUCAUUCGACACUGAUUUGAGAUUUGUUGUCC